Molecule: messenger RNA, 591 nt
Organism: Plasmopara halstedii
Lineage: Eukaryota; Oomycota; Peronosporomycetes; Peronosporales; Peronosporaceae
Product: Prenylated rab acceptor 1
Exons: 5
Coding region: 1-591 (196 amino acids)
Cellular component (GO): Golgi apparatus
Source: RefSeq, a predicted model, not a curated record
AUGAAGACCCCAUCCGACGAGCCCCAAGGCACCAUCAUCGCCUCGAAGGUUCCGCAUCAAGUAUUACAGGAAUUUCGUGAUCAGAUGGCAAAGGCCGUGGAUAUCCGAAAUGUGCGCGGCAUCUCCCAAUUUUUUGGUCUUGGCGAGGAAAAGCCUUUUAACUUACCUAAUCGUGAUGUACUCGCCACGCGGUGCCGAAGAAAUGCUUUUUUUUUUAGCGCAAAUUAUGCUAUCUCUGCGGCACUUGUCGGUGUCAUUACGAUCUUGCUGAACCCGUUCUUCCUUUUCGUACUGAUUUGUCUGGGCGGCUUUUGGCUAUAUAUGUCGAGCGCGACGGCGAAUGAAUCACCUGAAAACCCGACAAAAAUUAUGGGUCGUACGGUGUCCCCGGACCAGCGAAAGAUUGGCUUGCUUGGUGUCAGCGCUGUUGUCAUUGUAAUUUUCGGAGGCUCAAUUCUUUUUACGAUUUGCUCGGCCAGUGGAGCUCUCGCUAUAUCGCAUGCUAUCCUGCGCGACUGUCCUUCUGUUCGUGAAGAAGACGAAUUUGGUUUUUUGUCAAGCGGGAGUGACGAGGUAGCAGACACUGUAUAG